GCGUUAAACUUUGAUUCCUAUUUUCCUCCCGUUUCACUCUCACCCUCUCGUAAAUUGUCCCGGUUUACAUCCCCAGGGAUUCUCUCGAUAUUCGAAUUCGAGUAUAAAUCCGAGAACAAGUAAAGAAAAAGGGAGAGUCACCCACCUUAGCGGACUGUCAAAAACACCUGAGGUAUCAACGUCAAGAGUAUACAAUAAAGUGGCAGGGAGACAGGAAAAAUGUUCACUGGCACGGUCAAGGUAAAAAUAUGCGAAGCGUCAGGCCUGAGGGCAACGGAUAAGCAGAGAAAAUUCUGGCAAGACGAACCGCCUAUUCUGGACCCCUAUGUCCUUCUGGACGUCGAUGAGAAUCAGCUCGAUCGGUCUUCGACUAAACCAAAAACCUUCGAUCCUGUAUGGAACGAAUCGUUCACUCACCACGUCCUGGAGGCGGGGACCCUCGGGCUCACCGUUUUCCACGACGCAGCUCUGCCGCCCGAUGAUUUUGUGGCCAAUUGCAGCAUUAGAUUCGAAGAUCUGGUUCAUCGGGAGGACGACGCAGCUGACUUCUGGGUCGACCUUGAGCCGCAAGGAAAACUGAGGAUACGAAUAGACUUGAAAUGGACGAAUCAAGAGCAACAACAACCUGGCUGCGGAAGCGGUGGGUUGGGCGGAGGGUCGGGAGACGCAAGCGGCGGAAGCGGAGUGGGCGCAGCGAUAGGAGGAAAAGAGCCAAGACGCGAGUUUAAGGAGCGACAAGGUUUCAAUCGCAGGAGAGGGGCGAUGCGAAGAAGGGUGCAUCAAGUCAACGGGCAUAAAUUUAUGGCUACUUUCCUGAGGCAGCCUACAUUCUGCUCCCAUUGUCGCGACUUUAUAUGGGGCUUGGGCAAGCAAGGGUAUCAAUGUCAAGUCUGCACAUGUGUCGUUCACAAGAGAUGUCACGAGUCGGUCGUCACUGUUUGUCCAGGCAUGAGAGACGAAGUAAGUGUUGCGCGAACCAAGUUCUUUGAACAGAAACUGAAUUCUAGUCAAGGAAACGUUCAUAUUUUACAGACAACCCAGAGUACCCAGAGCCAAAGAUUCAGCGUCAAUAUACCUCAUCGCUUUGUCGUACACAGUUUCAAACGCUUCACAUUCUGCGAACAUUGCGGGUCUCUUCUGUACGGUCUUAUAAAGCAAGGCCUACAAUGCGAAGUUUGCAAUAUGAGCGUGCACAAGAGAUGUCAGAAGAAUGUCGCGAACAAUUGUGGUAUCAACACAAGGCAUUUGGCUGAGAUCUUGAGCGAAAUGGGAAUCUCACCGGACAAUAAAAACAAACCAGCGAGGAUCAAUUACCAGUCAUCGAGCCAAUCCGGUGGUUCUGGGUCGUCGGCUGCGUCCAAUGAAACGUUUUCUGAAGGAGUGCCAGCCUCUAAAUUGAAAGAACCGACCGACAGCGGAAGUGGCUCAGAUACCGGCUGCAGGAAGCUAGGACUCGAUGAUUUCAAUUUCAUCAAAGUCCUUGGCAAGGGAAGCUUCGGUAAAGUGAUGCUUGCCGAAAGAAAAGGGUCGCCGGACGAGGUUUACGCGGUCAAAGUACUCAAGAAGGACGUCAUCAUCCAGGAUGACGACGUCGACUGUACCAUGACAGAGAAACGCAUUCUGGCUCUGGCAGCCAAGCAUCCGUUUCUCACCGCCAUACACAGCUGCUUUCAAACCAAAGACAGGCUUUUUUUCGUUAUGGAAUAUGUCAACGGAGGUGAUCUGAUGUUCCAAAUUCAAAGAGCCCGCAAGUUCGACGAGGCUCGUGCACGUUUCUAUGCCGCCGAAGUUACCCUGGCGUUACAAUUUCUCCACAAACACGGUGUGAUAUACCGGGAUCUGAAAUUGGACAAUAUAUUGCUGGACCAAGAGGGGCAUUGCAAACUUGCCGACUUCGGUAUGUGCAAAGAGGGUAUAAUCGAGGGUGUCAAAACCACGACGACGUUCUGCGGCACGCCCGAUUACAUCGCCCCCGAGAUACUUCAGGAACUGCAGUAUGGCGCGAGUGUCGACUGGUGGGCGCUCGGCGUUCUUAUGUACGAAAUGAUGGCCGGUCAGCCACCGUUCGAAGCUGAAAACGAGGACGAUUUAUUCGAGUCAAUAUUGAGAGACGAUGUGCUUUAUCCGGUAUGGCUGACCAAGGAAGCUGUUUCGAUUCUGAAGGGAUUUAUGACCAAAAAUCCUGCAAAAAGAUUGGGAUGCGUUGCGGCUAACGGAGGCGAGAAUGCCAUACGACUUCACCCAUUCUUCAGAGACAUGGACUGGGACGCGCUCGAGGCUCGCAGAUUGAAGCCUCCUUUUAAACCGAAAAUUAAAAACAAAAAGGAUGCAAUGAACUUUGACGCAGAGUUCACGAAAGAAGAGCCGGUCUUGACACCUGUGAAUCCUGAAGAUUUACGCUGCAUAAAUCAAGAAGAAUUCAAGGGAUUCUCAUUCGUUAACACAGACUACAAUCCGGCAAGACUUGCGGGUGAAUAAACGCAGUCGAUAAAAACCACUUCGAUGUUACGAUCAAGGUUGGCGACACGAGCAGCUAGCAACUGAAGCGAG
This is a messenger RNA of Diprion similis, 2550 nucleotides long. It is a transcript of the gene Pkc98E, whose product is annotated as protein kinase C. The transcript is spliced from 10 exons. The record is from RefSeq and is a predicted model, not a curated record. Gene Ontology annotation, biological process: protein phosphorylation. Gene Ontology annotation, molecular function: diacylglycerol-dependent serine/threonine kinase activity; ATP binding. The coding region runs from base 220 to 2478 and encodes 752 amino acids. Lineage: Eukaryota; Metazoa; Arthropoda; Insecta; Hymenoptera; Diprionidae.